AUGGCCGCCCGUUUCCUUCUCGCCGCGCUCUCCAUCGGCGCCGCCACCCUUCGGCCUGCCCAACCUCCCCUGCAACGGGGCUGCUUCGCCGACCAGAUGUACCGCUGCGACGACGGCGCGCUGAACCUCCGCGGACCUCAGAAGACGCCCUUCAUCCUCAAGACCGCCUCGGCUAGCGCGCACGUCGACGGGCUCGUCAUCCGCGCGUGCGGUGGUUACCUUGCCAUUGGCGCGGGAGCGAGGGAGUGCCACGGGUGCCAGGACGCAGAUGGCGUGGACUGCGAGGAGUACGGAAACCAGGUGGUUUUGCUGCCCAACGGUGAAAUGGCUGUGGAUGUUGAGGGAGGCCAGGAGUGGUACAUCCGCCCCAGCGACGGAACUCUGUCCUACACCAGGCCGGAGGACACGACUACCGAGGGCGAAGGCCUUGGCGGAGAGGGAGUUUCUAUCUUCGAGGACGGCUUCUUCGCCCCCAAGAGCCAUCCUUACUGGUUGUCUUGCCUCCGUACUCUUCCCGGCGGCACCCCGGGCACGACAAGGAGCUACAGGCUCUACUCCCCGAGCGCCCCAGGCGUCGCCGACCUCAAGUGCGACCAGGUCAAGCUCGUCGCCUCCUCGGCGGAUAAGAAGGAUGGCGCCUUCCAAUGGCACUAA
Parascedosporium putredinis is the source of this 654-nucleotide messenger RNA. The record is from the annotation of a GenBank genome assembly. NCBI's taxonomy places the organism in Eukaryota, Fungi, Ascomycota, Sordariomycetes, Microascales, Microascaceae.